This is a messenger RNA of Diospyros lotus (date-plum), 414 nucleotides long. Its product is annotated as beta-galactosidase 15-like. The record is from RefSeq and is a predicted model, not a curated record. Bases 1 to 414 code for a protein of 137 amino acids. The transcript has 3 exons. NCBI's taxonomy places the organism in Eukaryota, Viridiplantae, Streptophyta, Magnoliopsida, Ericales, Ebenaceae. Gene Ontology annotation, molecular function: carbohydrate binding.
AUGAUAGAUUUGAGUCGGGUCGGCGAUUGCACAGCACAGUGGGGCACGACUACUGGAAGCAGCUUUGGUCGCGAUAGCGGUCGGAGAAGUCAAACGGUGAUCGAUGGCUAUCGGCGCAGAUCUAGGAGACGACAACAACAAACCUGGGUACAGAGCAACAACGACGAUGUAGAUCUGGAAUAUGCGCGGCUAUUGGUGGAUCUGGAAGGUCGGCCCAUAUCAGCCAUCCGCUUCGCCAACUUCGGAGACUCCAAUGGCACUUGUGGGGCUCUUGUAACGGGCAGUUGCCAAGGGAGAAACGAUGCCAUCUCCAUCGUCCAACACGCCUGCGUGGGAAAGGAGAGUUGCUGGAUUGAAGCCUCGGAAGUGGUUUUUGGAUCAACCAACUGUGAUGGCGUUGCCAGAAGCUGGUAA